Molecule: messenger RNA, 680 nt
Organism: Bombyx mori (domestic silkworm)
Lineage: Eukaryota; Metazoa; Arthropoda; Insecta; Lepidoptera; Bombycidae
Gene: Dak1
Product: cytidylate kinase
Exons: 1
Coding region: 7-636 (209 amino acids)
Biological process (GO): 'de novo' pyrimidine nucleobase biosynthetic process; CDP biosynthetic process; UDP biosynthetic process
Cellular component (GO): nucleus; cytoplasm
Molecular function (GO): UMP kinase activity; ATP binding
Source: RefSeq, marked provisional
CGAUUAAUGUUGAAUAGCGUGUUGCGGCAGAGUUCGCGCUACAUUAACAAAAUGGUGCCUCAAGUAGUCUUCGUGUUGGGAGCUCCUGGCUCUGGCAAAGGUACACAGUGCUCAAUGAUUUCUAAAGAAUAUGAUUAUGUCCAUUUGAGUGCAGGCGAUUUACUCCGAGAAGAACGCCAGAGACCUGGUUCAGAAUACGGAGAAAUGAUUGAAGAAAAGAUUCGUAACGGUGAGAUAGUUCCAGUGGAGGUUACUUGCUCCUUAUUACACAAGGCCAUGCAGAAAUCCGGUAAAGAACGUUUCCUCAUAGAUGGCUUUCCGCGUAAUCAAGAUAAUAUGGAUGGCUGGGAGCGCGUCAUGUCCGACAAAACCAAGCUACUUUUCGUUUUGUUCUUCGAAUGUUCGCGUGAAAUAUGUACCGAGAGAUGCUUGAGACGCGGCGCUGCAGGCAGUGGACGAAGCGACGACAACGUAGAGAGCUUAAAGAAAAGAUUCAACACAUAUCUGAAUGAUACAAUGCCGAUCAUCAACUAUUACGAUAAAUUAGGUCUUGUCCGCAGGAUCAAUGCUGAAGAAGAACCUGAUCAGGUGUUUGACAAAGUUAAAGUAGCAUUUGACGAGAUUAAAUUGAAAUGAAUCAAAUUGUAACUAUAAUCUGUAUAUUAGAUCAAUUGCCCUGC